Messenger RNA from Naegleria fowleri, 2916 nucleotides. RefSeq lists its product as uncharacterized. The transcript has 2 exons. Gene Ontology annotation, molecular function: protein binding; GTP binding; GTPase activity. The record is from RefSeq and is a predicted model, not a curated record. Gene Ontology annotation, biological process: intracellular protein transport; vesicle-mediated transport. NCBI's taxonomy places the organism in Eukaryota, Heterolobosea, Eutetramitea, Acrasida, Naegleriidae. The coding region runs from base 1 to 2916 and encodes 971 amino acids. Gene Ontology annotation, cellular component: cytoplasm.
AUGGCUCAACAACAACUUGAUGAUGAACAGCUGAAUCUCAUCAUCGAUAAGAAGACAUUUAUUGACCAGAUGGAACAUUUUUCUCAUUGGUAUUGUGAUUGGAAUGUUGUUUCACAAGAAGAAUUAACAAAGAAUUCGAGUAGAUUAGAUUCCAUCCAUUCAACUCAUUCAACAAGUCAAAGACAUGGUAUUCAAGAUGUCCAUGAAUCACAAAUUUACAAAAUUCAAAAUCACAUGUAUUUUCAUUUGGUACGAGAUGAUGAUGAAAUGACCACUACGAUCAAUACCACCACCACCACCACCACCACCACCACGGAUGAUGACACUAUUAAGGAUGAGAAAGAAGAGAAGACAUCAUCAUCAUCUUCAACCAACAACCAUUCCAACGUUGGUACUCUCCUUAUUGAAGAAGAUCAUUUUGAAAGAAAGACAUUUUGUUCAUUUGAGGUGAUGAUGAAGAACACUACAAGUGAUGAUGCUGUUCUCUCCAUGAUGAAUAUUCACCCCAAAACAACAACAACAACAACAAGGAUUCGAUAUUUCAAACGUUCGAAUCAUGGUGGUGAUGGUGGUGAGGCUAGUGAGGGUAGUCAUUGUGAUCCAUCCAUGUCCACUUGUCGUAGUGUCACUAUUGAUCCUACUUCUACUACUCCUAGUACUACUUCAAGAACAACAACAACAACCACUCCAUUCAAUAGUAAUGAUCAUGAGGAUACCUUGUUUACCAUUCACAUUCCUCAUACUCAUACUCAACUCAUCGUUCUCAAAUCCAUACUUUCCACUUAUAGCAAAGUAUUUGAGAAUAUGUUUCGAAGUGAAAUGAUUGAAUCCCAAAAUAAUGAAAUGACUCUUGAUUCAAGUCACAUGAUGAUCAAUUACACAACCAUGAUGAAUCAUGAGGUAAAUACAGACAUGAUUCAAUCUUUUGAACAAAUGAUUCAUUUCAUUCAUACUGGAUAUUUGGGAGAAUCAAAUUACAGAUAUGUGAUGAUGAAAUAUAUGAAGAAUAAUAACCCAUCAUCAUCAUCAUGCUCACUCUCCAUGAUGAACAAUAACACAUCACUACAACAACAACAUGCUCAUCAUCAUUCUCUCAUCAAAAUCAAAGAUUUAAUUUCAUUAUUACAAAUUGCAGAUGAAUAUCAAGUCGAAUCACUCACAAGAGCCAUUUCACAUGUAUUGAAUGAUUACAAUGCAUCUUCCAUUGCAUUUGCAUGUUUAGAAUUAUCAGAAGAUACAAAGAAUAUCAUCCUUCCAAAAGCAUGUCAAGUAUUGGCCAAGAAUUUACCAUGUAUAGUUGCAGAUCAUAUUUUUAAUCAUUUCAGAGAUGCAACUACCACAAAUACCACCACAAAUACCACCACAAAUACCACCACAGAUCCAACCCACAUCAUGGAUUCAACUAGCACAACCACAAAUACCACCACAAAUACCACCACAAAUACCACCACAAAUACCACCACAAAUACCACCACAGAUCCAAUCAGUGAUCAUCAGAAUAUGGACAUCAACAACAACAAUACAACCACCAUGACCAGCACUACCACUUCUUGUCUUUUCUCUCUCUUAUCACAAGAAGAAUUACAACUUGCUUCUACGACUGAACAUUUAUUGACGAGUAGAGCCAAAGAUAGUGACUAUGAAUCAAUUCUAGAAUUAGUUUCUCAAGAAUAUCCUUUCAUUAGACAAUAUAUUCCUGAUCAAUUUAAAUUAGAAAUUACUCGAUUGGUAUUAUUAUUGAAAUUUAAUAUCAAAUUUAGAGUAAUUUCAUCACUACCCUAUGAAAUGAUGAAUUAUAUUCUACAAUCAGAAUUCAUGACAUUAUCACCUGAAAAUAUUGGUAUUUUAAUUGCCUCAUGGAUGUUGUAUGAUUAUGAGAAUCGAUUUUAUCAGAGUUCAAAAUUAUUAACUUGUUAUUUAGAUUGGACCAAUUGUCAAAGUGGAUUAUUGUAUGCAAUUAUUUAUAAUUUAUUUAUAUUGGGUGUUGGAAAUUAUCUGAAAAGAAUGAUUGGUUGUACAAGUCAUAUUUGUGGUGGUAAUGGUGGUCCUGUUGAUGAUGGUUCUAGUAAUAAUAAUAAUAAUAAUGGUGGUAAUCAUGGUGGUGAUGGCAAUGAUCAUGACACGUUAUCAUCCAUGAUUGAGGAUUUAAAAGAUCGUCUCAUUAUGACUCUCUUUAAAUUGAAUGGUACCAUUUCCAGUGAUGAUUGGAACAAGUUUGGUUUGGAUUCCAAAUAUGGUAUGGGUGAUACCCCAAGACCAAAAUUCAAGAGAGAAUUGAGAGCACUCAUGAUAGGAUUAGAUGCAUCAGGUAAAACAACCAUUCUCUACAAGUAUAAAUUAGGUGAAAUGGUUACAACCAUUCCAACCAUUGGAUUUAAUGUAGAAACAGUUCAAUUUAAACAUUAUGAAAUUACAAUGUGGGAUGUUGGUGGUGGUGAUAAAAUUCGACCCUUAUGGAGACACUAUUUCCAAAAUACAGAUGUGGUCAUUUUCGUGAUUGAUUCCAAUGAUAGAGAAAGAUUGAAAGAAGCCAGUGAAGAUUUUCAUAGAUAUUUGGCUAAUCAAGAUGAAUUAGAAAAUGCUGCUUUCCUUAUUUUGGCCAACAAACAAGAUUUACCACAUGCAGCAUCUGUUUCAGAAAUUUGUGAAGCCAUGAAAUUACAUUCAUUACAUGACAAUCGUAAAUGGUUCAUUCAGGGAUGUUGUGCCAUAACAGGAGAUGGUCUCUAUGAAGGAUUGGAUUGGGUGGUUGCUGCAUGUACGGGUCAAGAUAAGAAGAGUGGUGGAAUUUCUCAUAGUUUGAAAGCAACAUUGGAAAAUCGAGAGGAGGAAGAAGAAGAACAACAUCUCUACCUCGAUACAAGUUAUGCAGAAAUGCCCUCACCUUAUUUUGGAAAACUUGAGUUUAUUGCAUAA